Molecule: messenger RNA, 962 nt
Organism: Rotaria sp. Silwood1
Lineage: Eukaryota; Metazoa; Rotifera; Eurotatoria; Philodinida; Philodinidae
Source: the annotation of a GenBank genome assembly
AUGGCAACACUCGAUAAAACACCCUAUGAAAUACUUGAUGUUCCUGAAGAUGUAGACUACGAUAAAUUAUGUGAAGUUUAUCGAACGAAAAUUCAUGAACAUCUCGAAAAGAAAAUUUCAGCAAUCAAUUAUCGACAUAUCUGUCGAGCAUAUGAAACAUUAUCUGAUUUCAAUAAACGUAAACAUUAUGACUCUCAAAAAGAAUGGAUCUUUGAACUGUCAAUCGAUGAAUAUACUCCACAACAAUUGGCUGCUGAACCUGACCUAAUACGUGAUCUAAAACAACGGCUACACAGCGCUAAUUUAACAAUAAUCAACGCUCAAGAUUCUAUAACAGGUCACACAAUACUUUACACCGCAGCUCGUACUGGUAAUAUAGAAGCUGUAAAAUUUUUAACUGAACAAGGUGCAGACUCGGAUUUACUGCAACGCAUACAAAGUACUGCAUUACAUGCUGCUUCUUUUUAUGGACAUGCUGAUAUUGUUCGAUGUCUUUUGGAAAAUGGAGCCAAUUAUCGAAUAACGAAUUCAUGUGGUCAUACUGCUGAGGAAGAAGCUUAUAACGAUGAUGUAAAAAAAGUAUUUAUUCAAUUUAAACGAAUCGAUUAUGUACGAGUGGCUGCAAAUGAAUUCGAUUGGUUGCUAAAGAAUGGUUUACAACGACAUCAGGAUACAGAAUAUUUUGCUCAACGUCAAACAUUAUUACAUUGUGCUAGUAAGAAAGGUUAUUUCGAUCUAGUUCGUUGGCUUGUAGAACAACAUUCAGUUAAUAUGAAUCUUGUUGAUUUCAAUGGAAAUUCUGCUUUACAUCUUGCUGCUUCCGGUGGUCAUAUUCCUAUUGUUGAUUAUCUUCUUAAUCGUGGGUGUGAUCCAACUUUUAAAAAUCGAUGGAGUACAACAGCUGAAGAAGAAGGCAGUAAACAUGAUAGUUGUAUUAUUGACAUAUUCAAACGUAUGCGUGA